CGGAAGCCAGGGUGGCAAGCAGGCUGGAAACUGUCUCUCUUCCAGAGCUCUGCCGAACAGCUUCAGCCUACAGCUUUUUGCGAAAAGCUAGGGAAAUUUUUCAGGGCCCAAGAAGCCCUCCCUAUGAGCUUGGCACCAAGAAGCUGCGACCGAGCUGGUCUUUCUAUUUCACGCACUCCAGUAUUUGGGACGGUUGCUCCGGCCACAGGUAGAAUCGGGGUUCCGGGAAACCACAAUGCCUUUGGCUGGGACCCCAAUGUCUCCAGUGUGUCACGGAGCCACCAAGUGCGCAAGAGGGAUCUGCAGAGGUGGUAGCUACAGAAUCCCGACAGGAUGUUAGCAGCCUUCCCUGAGGCAUCGGAUGCUACAAUUCUCCCCGCCCCACCGAGGCGGCAGACCGCUGGGGCAGCUUUCAGCUACAGCCUCAGCUCCUAUUGGUGGCGGCUUCAAACCUUCUCCGCCCACUUCAGACCACACCAGGGGGCUGCUGGUUCCAGCCACCAUCCAGGGAAGGUCUGCUUGAGCUAUCCCUGCCCGCAGGCACCGGUUUCCAGCCCUCUGCAGGCGCCUACCGCGAAGACCACCAGGAGACUGAGAGAGACCGAUGCUCUGGGCAAAGCUGGACUAAGGGGUCCUGCUCAUUUUUUUUUUUCUCCCUCAACUGGAAAAGAAUCCAUGAAAACCAAAAGAAGCGCCAAAAGAAGGCUGCAGUUUGAAAAAAAGACCAGGGUGGCGCGAUUUACACUUCUUUCUGCGUUGCGGGGCGCUCAGUGCCCCUCCCACUUCGCCACCUACCCACAGUCCGUUCGGCCACAGCGCACUUCUCCUGCCUGAGAGCCCAAGCCCUUGAACAAUGGAAGUCUCUACCCUCUCAGGCGCCACCCCUGGCAUCGCCUUUCCUCCCGGACCCGAGAGCUGCAGCGACGGCCCAAGUUCCUACAGGGGCGUGGGGUCCACCCCAGGUGGGCUCACCGUGCCUGGCCGCGAGCCGCCUUUCUCUGUCUUCACCGUGCUGGUGGUCACUCUAUUGGUGUUGCUGAUCGCUGCCACUUUCUUAUGGAACCUGCUAGUUUUGGUGACUAUCCUGCGCGUCCGAGCCUUUCACCGCGUGCCCCAUAACUUGGUGGCCUCGACAGCCGUCUCGGACGUCCUGGUAGCGGCGCUGGUGAUGCCGCUGAGCCUGGUGAGCGAGCUGUCGGCCGGGCGACGUUGGCACCUGGGCAGGAGUCUGUGCCACGUGUGGAUCUCCUUCGACGUGUUGUGCUGCACGGCCAGCAUCUGGAACGUGGCGGCCAUCGCCCUGGACCGCUACUGGACCAUCACGCGCCACCUGCAGUACACGCUGCGCACGCGGCGCCGCGCUUCAGCGCUCAUGAUCGCGGUCACCUGGGCGCUGUCGGCGCUCAUCGCGCUCGCCCCGCUGCUCUUUGGCUGGGGAGAAGCCUACGACGCUCGGCUGCAGCGUUGCCAGGUGAGCCAGGAGCCCUCCUACGCCGUCUUCUCCACCUGCGGAGCCUUCUACCUUCCCCUGGCGGUGGUGCUCUUCGUCUACUGGAAGAUUUACAAAGCUGCCAAGUUUCGGUUUGGCCGCAGACGCCGGGCUGUGGUGCCCUUGCCCGUCCCCAUGCAGGCAAAGGAGGCCCCUCCGGAGGCUGAGAUGGUCUUCACAGCUCGUCGAAGGGCGACAGUGAUCUUCCAGACCAGCGGAGACUCGUGGCGGGAGCAGAAGGAGAAGCGGGCAGCCGUGAUGGUGGGGAUCCUGAUUGGCGUGUUCGUGCUGUGUUGGAUCCCCUUCUUCCUGACAGAGCUCAUCAGCCCGCUCUGCGCCUGCAGCCUGCCGCCCAUCUGGAAAAGCAUAUUCCUGUGGCUCGGAUAUUCAAAUUCUUUCUUCAACCCCUUAAUUUACACCGCCUUUAAUAAGAACUACAAUAAUGCCUUCAAGAGCCUCUUCACUAAGCAGAGAUAAGAAGGGCUGGGGAGACAGAAGGGAAGACCUGGGAAGAGCGAGGGGAUCCGUAAUUCUCACUCUGCCAUAGCACACUAAUGACGGUGUUGUACCACUGGGGCUGGAAUGUUCAAAAGUUCUCAUGAAGGGUGGCAACUGUUCGCCAGACAUGCCCAUGCCUUCUGCAGAAGGACAAGACAGACAUUACCAGUGAAUUGUACAUUUUUAUAGUAGGUCAAACCUUUUUGGGAUGUAUUUUAGUUGUUACUGAUAAUUUGCUAGACUUGACCCGUGACACAGUUGAUUUGUGUUUGCUUUAUUCACUACUCUGUCCCUCGGCGAGGGUCUCUCUGGGCUUUCCUUAGACUGUCUCCUUGACAUAGCUUCUCCUCUACACAUUCUCUACUGGAGGAGUUUGGCCUUUCUUAGCCUCAUGUAAUUCAGUGGUUCUCAGUUUGGGAGCAGACGAGCCUCACCUGAAGCUUGGUUACAGAGUGUUUCAUGCAGGUGUCUUCAAGAUGCUCAGUACAUGGAGGCACCUGCUGCUGAGCCGGGUGGUCUGCUUUUGAUUCUCGAGACACACACAAUGGAAGAAAAGAAAGAAAACUAUCUACUGCAACUUGUCUCUGACCUCCAGAUAUGUGCCAUACCACCCCUCCCCCAUGUGCACACAAAAUAAAUAAUACCUUUACUUUGAAAAUAGAAAAACAGUGUUCAGUAAUUCAUACGAACCAAUCAGACUCUCAAAGAGGUCUGAUGGUCUGGUAUUGAGUUUUAAUGGUUUUUCUGUUUUGUUUUUGUUGUUAUAUUUUGAGACAGGAUCUCUGGUGUAGCCCUGUCUGGACUGGGACCCAUUAUGUAGACCAGGCUGGGCCCCUAAUGCACAGAAAUCCACCUGCCUCUGCCUCCCAAGUGCCAGCUGGGAUUAAAGGUAUGCAUAUUAUCAUGCGAAGCUUUUUUUUUAACAUUUUAGUCCAUGUGAGAUACUCCGAGGUACUUAUAUUACUCUUUAAAGUUUUUUUAAGAUUUAUGUUUAUUUUUACUGAUUGUGUGUGUGUGUAUGCUGGUGUCUGCAGGGACCAGAAGAGGGUAUCAGAUCCUCUGGAGGUGGAGUUACAGGUAGUUCUAAGCUGCCCCAUGUGAAUGCUGAGAACUGAACUCUGGUCCUCUGCAAGAUCAACAAGUGCU
This is a messenger RNA of Meriones unguiculatus (Mongolian gerbil), 3133 nucleotides long. Its product is annotated as 5-hydroxytryptamine receptor 5B. Gene Ontology annotation, molecular function: G protein-coupled serotonin receptor activity. Gene Ontology annotation, biological process: adenylate cyclase-activating adrenergic receptor signaling pathway. The record is from RefSeq and is a predicted model, not a curated record. NCBI's taxonomy places the organism in Eukaryota, Metazoa, Chordata, Mammalia, Rodentia, Muridae. The coding region runs from base 854 to 1966 and encodes 370 amino acids. Gene Ontology annotation, cellular component: plasma membrane. The transcript is spliced from 2 exons.